UCUCAACAUUGAAAAAUAUAAAAGGCCAUAAAUUCUCAACAUUGAAAAAUAUCAGUACUUCGUUACUCUUACGGUCUUACCAAAGCUCUACAUUAUUUUCGUCAAAAUAAAGCUCAAAAUCUACGUUAAUGGCAAUGAAUCUGACCCAGCAAAUGGGAUCACUCUCAGGAACACAACUCACAUCCGAAACCACCACCGGUUCCUCAUCAUCAACAAUUACAACAAUAACACCAAUCUCAUCUGUAUGGAAUAAUCCAAUAACACCAUCCUUAAAAUGCAAAAUCAUCCAUUCAGGAGUCGAAAACCUAACCGACACUCUCUCUCCUCCCGUAAGUCCAUGCCGAUCGCCUCUCCGACCGGAUCUAGCGGCGGCGUUUCAAGCAUUCACAACUAUAACGGAAUCGGAACUUACAGCGGCUGAGGAAAGCGAUUGUAAAGUAUUAGGGUUUCAAUCGGCGAGGAAUAAGGAUGAAAAAGGAGUUCCGGUUUAUGUGAUGAUGCCGUUGGAUAGUGUGAAGAUGGAUAAUAGUGUGAACAGGAGGAAGGCGAUGAAUGCGAGUUUGCAGGCGUUGAAGAGUGCGGGAGUGGAAGGGAUAAUGAUGGAUGUGUGGUGGGGAUUGGUGGAGAGGGAUAAUCCAGGGGAGUAUAAUUGGGGUGGGUACAUGGAGUUGUUGGAGAUGGCGAAGAAGUAUGGGUUGAAGGUUCAAGCCGUUAUGUCGUUUCAUCAGUGUGGUGGUAAUGUUGGUGAUUCUGUUACAAUCCCUUUGCCGAAAUGGGUAGUGGAAGAAAUGCACAACGAUCCGGAUCUUGCAUACACCGAUCAAUGGGGGAGGAGGAACUUCGAAUAUGUGUCUCUUGGUUGCGAUAGCCUCCCUGUCUUGAAAGGGCGAACACCUGUGCAGUGUUAUGCUGAUUUCAUGCGUGCUUUUCGUGAUCAGUUCCAACAUCUUCUCGGCCACACUAUUGUGGAAAUACAAGUUGGAAUGGGUCCUGCUGGUGAGUUACGCUACCCUUCGUAUCCGGAACAAGAUGGAACAUGGAAGUUUCCGGGAAUUGGAGCCUUCCAAUGUUUUGAUAAGUAUAUGAACAGCAGCUUAAGAGCGGCCGCAGAAGCUGCUGGUAAACCCGAAUGGGGUCACUCAGGUCCAACUGAUGCUGGCCAUUAUAACAACUGGCCGGAAGACACCCAAUUCUUUUGUAAGGAAGGUGGAGGUUGGAGCACACCAUACGGUGAAUUCUUCCUCACUUGGUACUCUCAAAUGCUCUUAGAUCAUGGCGAGAGGAUCCUUUCGUCAUCCAAUGAAAUCUUUAAGGACACGGGUGUCAAGAUUUCGGUAAAAAUUGCUGGCAUUCAUUGGCACUAUGGAACUCGGUCCCAUGCUCCCGAACUAACCGCUGGGUACUACAACACAAGGUUCCGCGAUGGGUACCUUCCAAUUGCCCAGAUGUUGGCUCGUCAUGCUGCCAUCUUCAACUUCACUUGCAUUGAGAUGCGUGAUCAUGAGCAGCCGCAGGAUGCUUUGUGUGCACCUGAGAAGCUCGUGAGGCAAGUGGUUUUGGCCACUCAAGAAGCGGAGGUUCCCUUGGCUGGGGAAAAUGCAUUGCCGAGGUAUGAUGAGCACGCUCAUGAGCAGAUUAUGAAGGCGUCAGCGUUGCAAGUGGGCGAAAACUCAGGCGAGAGAGAAAUGUGUGCGUUCACUUACUUAAGGAUGAACCCGCAUUUGUUCCAGGCCGAUAACUGGAGGAUGUUUGUGGCGUUUGUAAAGAAAAUGAAAGAAGGGAAGGAUGCCCACCGGUGUAGGGAGCAAGUCGAAAGAGAAGCCAAGCAUUUCGUUCAUGUUACUCAACCGCCCGUACAAGAGGCUGCAGUUGCCUUAAUGCACUAGUCGAAAAUUUUGAAGGACGCAAAUGUCGAGCAAUACGAUGUAUCAGCCGAGCAUUUUGUGCAUGUUACUCAACCACUCGUACAAGAGGCAGUGUUUGCCUUAAUGCACUAGUCGAAAAUUUCAAAGGGCGCUAAUGUUAAGCAAUACGAUAUAUUAUACGCUGCCAUGAAUCAGAAUCGGUAAUUUGUGCCUUACGUCUUUCAUACUGUUUGUCAAAUUGUCGUAUUCUGCAUUUGAGUAAUCUGUACAGUCUUUGUAUUAUUAUGGUUUUUAUGUUCUUCCAUGUGAAGUAAAACCCUUUGAAAACUGCUAAUAUCCAGUAAUCUUACACCCAUUGUGAUUCUUGAUAAUGUUAUAAUAUACUCAUUGAUUUCACAACCGGUUUUACUUUGACUAGAUGAAGCCCUAGCAGCUUCAACAGGGCUGCCUCAUUCCAAACCACCAAAAUUUAAAAACUUGAUCCGGCACACAAGUCGAGAAUAAUGGGUUGACUUAGUUGUCGAAUGUUUUUUUCAAAUUGGAUAUAGGUUUCGAUCCUCAUCAUUGUUAGACCGUAACAAUUCGUUACAUAAUUACCCUAUGUGCCCACUGAUAUGGACAUACCCAAUCCA
This is a messenger RNA of Amaranthus tricolor (Joseph's coat), 2497 nucleotides long. Its product is annotated as beta-amylase 1, chloroplastic-like. The coding region runs from base 129 to 1886 and encodes 585 amino acids. Gene Ontology annotation, biological process: polysaccharide catabolic process. The record is from RefSeq and is a predicted model, not a curated record. The transcript is spliced from 4 exons. Gene Ontology annotation, molecular function: beta-amylase activity. Lineage: Eukaryota; Viridiplantae; Streptophyta; Magnoliopsida; Caryophyllales; Amaranthaceae.